AUGUCACUAGCUGAUACGAAAGCUGCUAUUGAGAAGCUUCUAGAGAAGGAUCUCUGCGUUUUCCUGAAGAUCAGAACGCAGCUUCACUCGCUUAUGAUCUUCUGGGAGCGUAUCAUUCACGAGAAGAACCGAUUCGAUGCUGAGGAUAAGUUUCGUGACUCAGCUUCAGGCCAGGUCGCGAAGCGUAAGGCUUCUCGUGCGAAGCCUCACGAAAGCGACUUGGAGGCAGUGGAUCAGGAGCCGCCGAAGAAAACCAAGCGAAUGAAGAUGCAGCAAGGAGGGAAUGACGACCAGGAUAAUGAUGAUAGCGAAGAGGAUGAUGAUAGUGAUGGUGACUUUGAAAAUGAGUUGGAGACGACGGACGAGGAGCCUCCGAGGGGAAGGACCAGGAAUAGAGGCGCCAGGCAGAACAAAUCCCCCGCUGUCCAAAAAGGCAAGCAACUGAAGAAGAAAAGUGCUGCAGGGCGCGGGGGCGGUCAGAAUGCCAAUACGAAGGGCAAAGUUGAGGAUCUUGGCUCGGAGGAUGAGCAGUAUAAGACUAGGCUGGCCAAACUCCUGCGAAAAUAA
Messenger RNA from Cryphonectria parasitica EP155, 567 nucleotides. RefSeq lists its product as uncharacterized. The transcript is spliced from 2 exons. The record is from RefSeq and is a predicted model, not a curated record. NCBI's taxonomy places the organism in Eukaryota, Fungi, Ascomycota, Sordariomycetes, Diaporthales, Cryphonectriaceae. The coding region runs from base 1 to 567 and encodes 188 amino acids.